Messenger RNA from Ceratina calcarata, 741 nucleotides. Its product is annotated as UDP-galactose transporter senju-like. The transcript has a single exon. NCBI's taxonomy places the organism in Eukaryota, Metazoa, Arthropoda, Insecta, Hymenoptera, Apidae. Gene Ontology annotation, biological process: pyrimidine nucleotide-sugar transmembrane transport. The record is from RefSeq and is a predicted model, not a curated record. Gene Ontology annotation, molecular function: pyrimidine nucleotide-sugar transmembrane transporter activity. The annotation marks the transcript as partial. Gene Ontology annotation, cellular component: Golgi membrane.
AAAUUAUUUCAGACCAUCUGUUCGUGUUUAGCAGGAGUUUACAAUGAAUAUUUACUUAAAGACCGAGGAGCAAACAUUAAUAUAUUUGUACAGAACGUAUUUAUGUACAUUGACAGUAUUUUUUGUAAUAUCGUAAUUCUAAUAUUGCUUUACACGUUUUUAAAUGGUAAUUCGGACAUGCUUAACAACGUUGAUCCUAAUAUAUUUAUCCAACCGGUGAUCCUUUUGAUAAUGUCGAACAAUGCAGCAAUCGGAAUUAUCACAAGUUUUUUUUUAAGAAAUUUAAACUCGAUUUUAAAAACAUUCGCGAGUGCAUUAGAAUUGAUAUUCACGGCGGUACUUUGCUGGCUAAUAUUUAGUAUUCCUAUUCAUCUAAAUACCGUAGUCUCUAUCGCUAUGGUGUGCUAUGCGGUGAUUUUAUAUUCGCAAAAUCCAGUACAAAAUGUUCGAACCAAAGAACGAGCUAUUAGUAGCGUAAUUUAGAAGACAACUAAAAAAAUUUGUCAAUUAUGUAUAUCUCGAACGUGAAAAUAUUGUAUUUAUCUGCUCUUUACGUGUUCGUUUUGCUACGCUUUAUUGUACAGUUUUCUAAAAGUCAUAAAUAUAAGUGAUACAGUAUCAUUAGACAUGCUAGGAACAAACUAAGAACAAUUUUUAAUAGGAACUUAUGAGAUGUAAAUUACCAUUUUGUUUUUAAAUAUUUAUAUUUUACAUUGUUUGUAGAUAAUUUUAAUUAUCAGU